UCGUACAACCCAUCGCGAGUUUUGAACGCAGUUUUAUGCUGGUCUGCAACAUCGCGAGUUUUGAACGCAGUUUUAUGCUGGUCCGCAGGGUCGACUUCAAUCUGGUGGUAACCAGACUUGAGGUCAAUCUUGCAGAAGACCUUGCAUCCACCUGCAACAUCAAGCAAAUCAUCAAUGUGUGGCACAAGGUACCGAGACAAAGUCAGUGGGUACCAAAGACGGCCAUCGCCGCUCCUAAACCCUUUACAGGGGAUAAGAGGGGCGAAGACCUCGACACUUGGUUGAGGGCAGUGUCGGUCUGCGUCAAGUGCAAACUCACCUUGCCACACGAGGAAGUGCUUGUGGCUGCCUCCUAUCUAGAGGGGAGUGCAGCACGAUGGUUGAGUGGUUUAGUGCAGCUACAGGGGUACGGUCAUGACUUUCUCGCUUGCGAGGUCACCCAGAAAUUGGAUGACUUCCUCAAGUUGGUGGAAGACAGGUGGCAUGAUCCUCAGGAAGCCCAAAAGGCUACUGAUGCGAUCCUGACACUGCAUACUCGGCAGUUUAAGUCAGUAAGGGAGGCCACUGACACUGUAGAGCGUCUGAUCUGUGUCCCUGGGGUGCGCUAUGACCCGCAGGUCUUACUCACCUCCUACUUGAGAUGCUUUCCCAUGCCUCUCAGGAAUCAGUUGGCAGGUGAGGCCAACAUCAAUAUGCACAACUUUCCCUCGUUUAGCAAGAAGGCCCUAGACCUUGAGGCAAAGAUAGGGCAUGGACAAACACCCACUACGGAUGGUAGGAGAAAGUCACUGCCUCCCAACUGGAAGGCGAAGGGUCGCAUUAUGUUUGUCGAUAACGAUGGUUCAACCAUCGAGUUAGAUGACAACUUCCAGGAGGGAGUAGGUUUAGAGGCUAGCAGCGUAGAGGCUUCAGGGGGUGGAGUAGUCGCUGCCGUAGCUCAAAAAGGUAAGGCGACCGAUAGACGUCGUGGAGGUUCCCGGUCAAGGAGUCAAGUAGACCCCAAUGCUCCCCCAUGGGAGAAAGCGGGUCUCACAGAGGACGUGUGGAGAGACCGGUACACCCAGCAAGCUUGCAUUCGUUGUGGCCAAUAUGGCCAUAACCAAUUCAAGUGUCGUAACAAAAAGGUGACGGAGAAGAUCCCGCCUACGAUGGGGCAGGCGUUGGGAUCCUCCACUCCCGUUGGAAGCAAUGUGGCCAGCAGUUCUGGCACCGCUCCGAGAAACACGUGUGAGGCUGCUUUCAAACAAUUGAAGCAUGCGUUGACACACCAUGAGGUCUUGAAACUUCCUGAUCCUGACAAACCUUUUGUAGUAACUACGGAUGCUAGCCAAUAUGGCAUAGGCGCCGUACUUGCGCAGCAGGAGGGCAAAAAGUUGAGGCCGGUAGAGUACAUGUCCAAGAAGAUGCCCUCUCAAAAGCUGGCUAAGUCUACCUAUGAGAAGGAGCUCUACGCAAUCUACAAAGCGCUCACCCAUUGGAGGCACUACCUCCUUGGUCGCUUCUUCUAUGUCAGGGCUGAUCAUCAAACCCUCAGAUGGAUGAAGACUCAACCGGUACUCUCCGAUGCUCUGAAGCGUUGUAUCGAAGUCAUUGAGCAAUAUGACUUCGAACCCCAGUACAUCAAGGGGGAGUACAACAAAGUUGCUGAUGCGUUGUCGCGUAGACCAGAUUUUCUCGGUGCGCUGGUCACCGAAUUUGGGCUUGAGGACAAUAUUACUCGGUCUUUGGUGGAUGCCUAUCGCGAGGACCUGUUUAUGGCCGAGAUCAUACACAAACUCGAGGCGAAAGACAAAGAGACUUCUCCUGAGUUUGAGUUGGUCAACGGCCUGCUGUUCCUUGAGAAGGCCGGGAAUAAGCGUUUGUGUGUUCCUAAUAGAGAGUCUUUGCGGAGUUUAUUUCUAGGUGAGUGUCAUGAUGCCACCGGACAUUUUGGUUUCAAGAAGACUGUAGCUAAUCUGUUGCAGCGGUUUUGGUGGCCCACAAUGAUGAGAGAUGCCAAACUGUAUGUCGAGACUUGUAAAGUUUGUCAACAUGACAAGUCCCGGACACAGGCUCCUCUUGGGUUGCUCAAACCCCUUCCGAUUCGGGAAAGGCCUGGUGAAAGCCUGUCCAUGGACUUCAUGGAUACGCUAGUCACCAGCAAGAGUGGCAUGAGGUACAUCUACGUCAUUGUGGAUAGAUUUAGUAAGUAUGCUAGGUUAGUGGCCAUGCCGAAAACAGCAAAGACCGAGUACGUUAUGAAGCUAUUUAAGGAAAACUGGGUUAGAGACUUUGGCCUGCCGAAGUCUAUAAUCAGCGACAGGGAUGUCCGAUUCACCAGUGAAUUGUGGAAGGCCGCAGCUGCAGAACAAGGAACGCAGCUGCAGAUGACAUCUGGAAAUCAUCCGGAGGCAAAUGGACAGGCAGAGCAGAUGAACCCCGCUGUUCAACACUUGUUGAGGCACUACAUUAAGCCCAAUCAAGUGGACUGGGAUGAGAAGCUUGCUCUCAUCGCCAGCCUGUAUAACAACGCAGUUCAUAGUGCCACGGGAACUGUAGUACUAGUAGCAAUAGCAGGAGGAGGAGGAGGAGGAGGAGGAGGAGAAGGAGGAGGAGGAGGAGAAGGAGAGGAGGAGGAGGGGGAGGAGGGGGAGGAGGGGGAGGAGGAGGAGGAGGCGGAUGAGGAGGAGGAGGAGGAGGAAGAAGAGGAGGAAGAGGAAGAGGAGGAAGAGGAGGGGGAGGAGGAGGAGGAGGAGAGGAGCAGGAGGAGGAGGGGGAGGAGGAGAGGAGCAGCAGCAGGAGGAGGAGGAGGAGGAGGACAGGGACGAAGAGGAGGAAGAGGAGGAAGAGGAGGAAGAGGAGGAAGAGGCGUAGGGUGCAGAUACCUACCACCUCUUGCGACCGACAGGACUCGUCUACUGCGAGUGCAUGCCAGCAGGUCAUCAACCAAGAAGAUGAAAUCGAUGGCGAGAAGAACCGACUUUCAGACGAUGACAUCGAUGGUCAACAACCAACCGCACGUGGUAGGGUCGUACGUUGCAUGUCCGCAAAGACGAGAGUUCGAUCCCUGGCUCAGACAUCAAUCAUCCAUGAUUUCCCAGCAGACGUGGUGAGCGCGAUGAGGUGAGCGAUGGUGGCGUGUAGCGAUAGUGUCAGUCCACGAAUGCAGGGGUACGAUAGGUACGUGGUUACUGACGCCCAACACGUGCAUGCGCAUCUCAAGGACAACGUGUCCCCACAACA
This is a messenger RNA of Chara braunii, 3222 nucleotides long. Lineage: Eukaryota; Viridiplantae; Streptophyta; Charophyceae; Charales; Characeae. The record is from the annotation of a GenBank genome assembly.